AAUAGAGAAGCUCUUCGUGGACUUUUUAAGUAGACAGUUCGUUUAGCAACAUAAUAUAAUUCGUGUACACUUCUUGUCAAAAUGAUUACCACUCUAAUUAAACUUGUUUUAUUUAUUUUAAUUUCUUUCCAUAUUGUAGCAGGACGUGCCGGCCAGUAUGUUACAUGUGGUUCGGCAAUUAAGCUACAGAAUUUGGCAUACAAGAUUCGGUUACAUUCUCACGAUGUAAAAUAUGGUUCUGGUAGUGGCCAACAGUCAGUUACAGGAACAGAUACCACAGAUGAUGUCAAUUCACAUUGGGCAAUUCUUGGCCCUUUGAAUAAGACAUGCAAGAGAGGUGAGCCAAUUGAAUGUGGAUCUACUAUUCGGUUUCAUCAUUUAACUACAAGGAAGUUUCUUCAUUCACACUUAUUUUCAUCACCUCUUUCUGGAAGUCAAGAAGUCUCUGCAUUUGGUGAAAAUGGUAAUAUUUGUUGCACAUCUUCCCUAGUAACUUUUUCAGCCUCGAUUUCAAAUGCAGGUGUUGGUGAUACUGGUGAUUAUUGGAAAGUGGUGUGUGACGGUGACUUUUGGGAACGUGAUGAUAAUGUUGUAUUUAGGCAUGUUGACACUAACGUCUACUUAGCAACCUCAGGACAUGCAUAUGGCCGACCCAUUAAUGGUCAACUAGAAAUUGUUGGUUUAACAAGAUUAGAUUCUUCAUGCCAAUGGAAAACAGCUGAAGGACUGUACAUCCACACCAGUACCUUCAAUCCCAAGCAAAAUAUUAAGCCAGAACACAAUGAACUGUAAAAAACUCGAUUUUGAUACAUAUCAAUCUCUUAACAAUACAAUUGAAUGGUGGUAAA
Molecule: messenger RNA, 848 nt
Organism: Daphnia magna
Lineage: Eukaryota; Metazoa; Arthropoda; Branchiopoda; Diplostraca; Daphniidae
Product: stromal cell-derived factor 2
Exons: 4
Coding region: 82-792 (236 amino acids)
Source: RefSeq, a predicted model, not a curated record